Tachyglossus aculeatus (Australian echidna) is the source of this 2289-nucleotide messenger RNA. It is a transcript of the gene EVI2B, whose product is annotated as ecotropic viral integration site 2B. The transcript has 2 exons. NCBI's taxonomy places the organism in Eukaryota, Metazoa, Chordata, Mammalia, Monotremata, Tachyglossidae. Gene Ontology annotation, biological process: regulation of stem cell division; positive regulation of neutrophil differentiation. The coding region runs from base 115 to 1779 and encodes 554 amino acids. The record is from RefSeq and is a predicted model, not a curated record.
CUAUUUUUGCUUUGUCUUAAACCACCCAAAUGUCCCCUUAGGACAAGAACAGAGCCUCUUGCAAGAGAAGUUCCUGAAAAGUAUCCACUUCAACACCGCUUGCAGCCUAGCGAAAUGGCCAUCAAAUAUUUUAUCGUCAUUUUUUUGUGUGGCAAUGUGGGGCACGGCUUUCGAGCAGCAGCAGCGUCAACUCAGCCUCCUCUCUUUGUUUCGACGGUAACGGGGACCUCAGAUGACAUGGAAAAUACCACCGAAAAGUCACCCGGCCAGUCACCCCAACCAGCCAGAGUCCCUUCCACCCAGCCAACCCAACCUGCCGAAGUCCCUUCCAACAAGCCAACCCAACUGGCUGGGGUCCCUUCCGACAAGCCAACCCAACUGGCCGGGAUCUCUUUCGACAGGCCAACCCAACUGGCCGGGAAUUCUUUCGACAAGCCAACCCAACUGGCCGGGAUCUCUUUCCACAAGCCAACCCAACUGGCCGGGAUCUCUUCCGACAAGCCAACCCAACUGGCCGGGGUCUCUUUCGACAAGCCAACCCAACUGGCCGGGGUCUCUUCCGACAAGCCAACCCAACUGGCCGGGGUCUCUUCAGACAAGCCAACCCAACUGGCCGGGGUCUCUUCCAACAAGGUAACCCAACCGGCCGAAGUCUCUUCCAACUGGUCAACCCAACCAACGUGGGUCCCUUCCAGCCAGCCGACCCAACCGAGGAGGGUCCCUUCUAUCCAGCCAACGCAACCGGACAAGGCCGCUUCCAGCCAGCCGACCCAUCCGGCCGAGGCCGCUUCCAGCCAGCCGACCCAUCCGGCCGAGGCCCCUUCCAGCCAGCCGACCCAUCCGGCCGAGGCCUCUUCCAGCCGGGCAACCCAACCCGCCCCUUCCCGCCAGCCAACGCAUCGCCCUGCUAUUUCGAUUUCCUCGACAUUGCCAGACGGGUUCCCCCAGUUUCUUUCGGAAGCUAACAGUAAAGCGGGUUCUCAAACUGAGUCCCAGUACUCUAAUACAAAUUCAGCAGCUGCGCUGUUAAUUGGGAUCAUUUUGACUGCUAUGAUGCUACUUAUAAUAGCAAUUGUUCUAUGGAAAUGCUCGAGAAAACCUCUUCGAAACGACCAGACCUGGGCUGGUCGCUCUCCAUUUGCAGAUGGUGACACCCCUGACAUCUAUAUGGACAAUAUUAGGGAAAAUGAGGAAGUCACAAAACGCACCUCCAUUAUUUCACUCUUACCUUGGAAGCUGAGCAAAAACACUCUACUAGCAGAUGACUUGGAUAUUAAGUUGUUUGAAUCGAGGGAAAACGUGGAAUCAUCAAAUUACCCGACCGAAGAGGAAAUGCAGGACCCGACAGACCCUGCGUCAAAGGACAGCGCUGACGACUUGGCACUUGGCAUUCCAGCUUGUCCGCUGAAUGAUCCAGAUCUCCCACCACCCCCUCCAUCUCUUGUUGAUCUGGAAACACUGAACAGCCAGGAAUGCGAGCCACCCAAUUCACUCCUUCAGCCCGGCACCUCUGAUCUGCCACGGCCCCUGGAGGAUCCCAACCGGGUCCAGAGGGCCGACUCUGACGCCCAAGAGUCACUUCCUCCACCUCCUGUUGACCCCCUCGGUUUGCCACCUGCCCCGGAAAGUUUCAACGCCCAGCAAGACCACGCCACUGAGGAGGUCAAGUCACUUUCCCCUGAGCUUGAGACUCAAUCUCACCACUUCCCUAGUCCUCCGGAUCUGGACCGCCACGACCUAGACGAAACACUGCCACCACCCCCCGAUGAACUGCUGUAAACUAUCCCUGCUUGCCGUUCGGUUGAUCUUACCAACUGGCUGGUUUGAGUCGGGAAAGUACUACGACAUGAAACCCCAGCUUUCGGUUUGGAAAGUCUGUAAUGACCCGCUUACCACCCAUUUACAAAGUCCGUGUAGAAACGAUAAUGCCAAGGAAACAGAAGAAAUGACUAACAGUGUGAGUCUGGUGAGAGACAGGGAUUGUGUCCAACCUUAUCAUCUUGUAUCUAUCCCAAUGCUUCGGACAGCGCUUGGCACAGAGUAAGCACUGAACGAGUGCCACCAUUCUUAGGAAUAACAGUAUCUUCUGUUGAUGAUGCUGCCCCAAAAAGAGAUUACGGACUGAUGCUAGUUGAUUUCCAAGACACACAAAAACCUCUGUUGGCAAAUUAUCCUCAGAAUUCGGAUACCUCUGGGAAAUAAAUGUCAAGAAACGGGCAUCACAUGAAUGGACAGAGACCUUGUCACAAACAAAAUGUUUUCAUGUAUUUCCUAACUGAGAACCCUGAA